AUGCCGGGAUCGGUCCAGGAGGGUCGAGUCACCAAGAAUAAAGCCACGCCAUCCUCGCGGCGCAAAUCGUCCAGAGCGCAAUCUCUCCAAGUACAAAAGGACAAGAACAAAGAAGCAAAACCACUUCCGCUCGUAGAGCGCGUCAACAAGCUCUCUUGCGAAGAAUUCAUUUCGCUAUACAUACCACCCCAGGACCGUGAACACACGUCAACAGCUCCUGCAAAAUACGAUGGAAUCGCGGACGUGAAGUAUACGCUUGACAUCUACACGGCAAAAACUAUCCCUCCAGGGGAUUUCGAAGCAUGCUUCAAGCUCAUCGAGCAAACGCAGUCAGAGGCCUACGCGAAUUCCAGCUUUGGAUGGUCUCCAUCCAAGAAGCGAAGGGAGAUGCGUUUGCCUGAUAUGAAGUACAUCGUCUUGCGACAGGCCACGGGCGACAAUGCAGAGGCUGCUGGAAUAGAAAUGUCCCCCGACAACGCAGGCUUUCAGGGGUUUCUUUCGUUCAUGGUGACCUACGAAGAUGGCUAUGAAGUUAUCUAUUGCUACGAAGUUCACCUGUUGCCAUCUGCGCAAGGUCGCGGUUUAGGAGAGAUGCUGAUGACGAGGUUCGCGGAGGUGGGAAGGCGUGUUGGAGUCCAGAAGGCUAUGUUGACUGUCUUCAAAUCCAAUACCAAGGCUAAUCGGCUUUAUAAGAAACUGGGUUACGAGGUGGAUGAGUAUUCGCCUGCACCCCGUACGCUACGAAACGGGACGGUCGUCGAUGUUGAUUACUGGAUCAUGUCACGAAAGCUGCAAAGCAGUCAUCCAGAAGACGACUCAUGA
Messenger RNA from Aspergillus terreus NIH2624, 822 nucleotides. Its product is annotated as N-terminal L-serine N(alpha)-acetyltransferase NAT4. The transcript is spliced from 2 exons. The record is from RefSeq and is a predicted model, not a curated record. Lineage: Eukaryota; Fungi; Ascomycota; Eurotiomycetes; Eurotiales; Aspergillaceae. Gene Ontology annotation, cellular component: nucleus. Bases 1 to 822 code for a protein of 273 amino acids. Gene Ontology annotation, molecular function: histone H2A acetyltransferase activity; histone H4 acetyltransferase activity; protein N-terminal-serine acetyltransferase activity.